Haemorhous mexicanus (house finch) is the source of this 4055-nucleotide messenger RNA. It is a transcript of the gene MTMR6, whose product is annotated as myotubularin related protein 6. Gene Ontology annotation, molecular function: phosphatidylinositol-3,5-bisphosphate phosphatase activity. Bases 93 to 1961 code for a protein of 622 amino acids. Lineage: Eukaryota; Metazoa; Chordata; Aves; Passeriformes; Fringillidae. Gene Ontology annotation, biological process: dephosphorylation. The transcript is spliced from 14 exons. The record is from RefSeq and is a predicted model, not a curated record. Gene Ontology annotation, cellular component: nuclear envelope.
CCCGCCCCGGAAGCGCAGCCGGAGCGGCCGCCGGCCCGGUUCUGUGGCGGCGGCGGCGGGACGGAGGCGGCCGCGGCCGAGCGCGCACCGCCAUGGAGCACAUCCGCACCACCAAGGUAGAGCAAGUGAAAUUACUGGAUAGGUUCAGCACGAGCAAUAAGUCACUGACCGGAACCCUGUACCUUACAGCAACUCAUCUGUUAUUCAUAGAUUCAAGCCAGAGAGAGACGUGGAUACUACAUCAUCACAUUGCUGCAGUGGAAAAACUUCCUUUGACUACUUCUGGCUGCCCCCUUGUCAUCCAGUGCAAGAACUUCAGGAUAGUUCACUUUGUUGUACCCAGAGAGAGAGAUUGUCAUGACAUUUAUAAUUCUUUGCUUCAGCUCUCAAGAACAGCAAAAUAUGAAGAACUGUAUGCCUUUUCUUAUAAUCCAAAACAAAAUGAAUCUGAGCAAGUCAAAGGUUGGCAGCUUAUUGAUCUAGCAGAAGAAUAUAAGAGAAUGGGAGUGCCAAAUGAUUACUGGCAGUUGUCUGAUGCAAAUCGUGAUUACAAGAUUUGUGAAACCUAUCCUAGAGAGCUUUAUGUUCCCAGAACUGCAAGCAAGCCCAUAAUUGUUGGUAGCUCCAAGUUCAGAAGCAAAGGAAGAUUCCCAGUAUUGUCAUAUUAUCAUAAAAAUAAAGAGGCUGCAAUUUGCAGAUGCAGUCAACCUCUCUCAGGUUUCAGUGCCAGGUGCCUGGAAGAUGAGCACAUGUUGCAAGCCAUCAGUAAAGCAAAUCCUUCAAAUCGCUACAUGUACGUCAUGGACACCAGGCCCAAGCUUAAUGCAAUGGCUAACAGAGCUGCUGGGAAGGGCUAUGAGAAUGAAGACAACUACUCAAACAUUAGGUUCCAGUUUGUUGGCAUUGAAAAUAUUCAUGUAAUGAGAUCUAGCUUGCAAAAACUCCUGGAAGUCAGUGGCACAAGGGGUUUGUCUGUCAAUGACUUUUUGUCUGGUCUGGAGAAUUCUGGAUGGCUGCGUCACAUCAAAGCUGUGUUGGAUGCUGCUGUCUUCCUAGCCAAGGCAAUAGCAGUUGAGAGUGCAAGUGUAUUGGUGCACUGUUCAGAUGGCUGGGAUAGGACUUCCCAAGUUUGUUCCCUUGGAGCUCUCUUGCUAGAUUCCUAUUACAGAACAAUCAAAGGAUUCAUGGUCUUGAUAGAGAAAGACUGGAUCUCCUUUGGGCACAAGUUCUCUGACAGAUGUUGUCAGUUGGAUGGUGAUCCGAAAGAGAUCUCGCCAGUGUUCACCCAGUUUUUAGAAAGCGUGUGGAAUCUGACUGAGCAGUUUCCACAAGCCUUUGAAUACAAUGAAGCUUUCCUCCUUCAAAUCCAUGAACAUGUCCAUUCAUGCCAGUUUGGUAACUUCCUUGGAAACUGUCAAAAAGAACGAGAAGAGCUAAAACUAAAAGAGAAGACCUAUUCCUUGUGGCCAUUCCUGUUGGCUGAACAGAAGAAAUACCAGAAUCCUCUGUAUAAUCCAGACUUUUCUCCAGAACUAACGCUUUUGGAGCCUAAUACAGUAUCAUUCAAUUUUAAAUUUUGGAGAAAUAUGUAUCAUCAGUUUGAUCGAAGUAUGCAUCCCAGGCAGUCUGUGCUCAACCUAAUCAUGAAUACAAGUGAGCAAAAUAAACAACUGGAGGAAGACAUUAAAGAACUGGAAGCUAAAAUAAAGCAGAGAAACGGGCGGUCAGAUGCGGUCCUUGUGAAGGAACAGGAGCAGACGGCUCAUCCUGCCCCCGUGGCACUGAAAUCUCCUCCGUGCUUCCAGAAGGAGCAGCCGCCGAUGCCAGUGAACGACGCGGUGCGAACCAUAGAGGGCAGCAACACAGCAGACAAUCGCUACAGCGAACUUGUGUCCGAGUUCUCCAAAGCCGAGCCUGCCGUUGUCAGCUUGGAGUACGGCGUGGCCAGGAUGACCUGCUAAUUGACGUCUGGCAUUGUGUUCUUGUAGACUGAUUAAAUGGAGAGAUGGGUCAUUUUCAGGAUGGGUCUGUGCUGCAUGACCAAAGCACGAUUUGUAUAUCAGCAAGUUUUGUUAAUGUAGACUAGAACAGCAUGCUAGUUGUCAAGUGUCUGCUGUUCUUUGAAGGGGGGAAAAAAGAUGUAGUUGUCUUUUUGAAAGAAAUAGGGGCAUUUGGUAAGUAGUGACUGAAAAUCAAGGAAUGUUAUGUCUUUGGACUUAGGUCAGUUUGCACUAAAUUGAUUUAAAUAGUAAUAUUACUUUAUUCAGUAUAGGAAACCACAGAUGGUCUUUCACAAAUUGAUUUUAUUUGGACAAGAAAACUUGAACUUUCUAUUUUAGGAACUGAGGCUAUGUGUAUAUAUCUCAUAUGAAUACGUAUUCCCUUGCUUAGUGUCACCCAGUACUAACUUUCAGUGUAUUAAGUGCCAUGGAAAAGUAUGACGUAUUUCAGAUCAUAAAUAGUUGGCCUUAAAACUGUCAGAUCAAUGAUUUUGUCCUUUACUACUGCAGUCUACCUGGCUCUGUUUACAUUGUAUUUGCUCAAAUUUUUAUAUCCUUAAAACAGGACUGAAUAGAAAGAAUGAAGCAUGCCUAAGCUGGCACAGCCUUUCAGCAAAUAGCUAUAUGAAUGUUAACUUAUCACUUGAGACUGUUUUUUUCUUCAGUUUGCUCUGUUCUUUAAAAUAUAAUAGAUUGACCUGAUCUUCCUCUCUGGCAGCUCAGUAGAUUGAGCAUCAUUAAAGCUGCAGGCUGUCUGACCUUAAGUGUUUUGAUUUGUGGCAAGGUAUUUAGGUGUAAAAUGAUAUGCCACAUAAGAGAACAAAACUAGACAAUAACUGAAUAAUCAAGUUCAUUCAGAUUGUUUACUGUGUGCUGUGCUGUUGUUCAAGGUGCAACAAUGCAAGCAAAACUUUUGGAAAAAGUUGUUCCCAAGUUUAAAAAAGUCAUGUGUCUAAAGGUAAUGAGAAACUGAGUGCUUCCUAAAUGUUUUAUUAGAAGAAAACUUUGGUUAUUUGUGAAAACCCUUCUCAUCUUGUAAAAACUUGUCCAACCUGUGUAUAUUUAAAGUAAUUUUAGUAUCUGGAGAUUUUUAUGUAUUUGGAGACAGGACAAAAACUACUUCUAGCAGGAUGCAGUACAGACCACGGAACAUAAGAAAAAAGGGGGAAGUUCACAGUUUGUGUGCUUAACUAUGUAACCUUCUGGUAAGGGAGAAGGUUUUCUGAAAUUUGUCUCAUGAUAGAUUUUCUAAGCAGGUAAGAGAAUUAGGAAGAAAAAUAUUGGUGCCCAGUUCUUAAACAGAGGUAUGAAUUAUAAGUUUGGGUGUUAAGAUCUGUAAUUAUGUUAGGUUAAUGCUACUAAUCGUUUACGUCUUGAUUUAAAUAAUUUUUUGUUUCAAAGGAAAAUAAUUUCAUUCUCAUCCUAAUCCCUGAAGUGUGUUUUGUCACAAUUACUGGUGUGCACAAUUUGACAUAAUUUGGCAGCAUUUCCCUCUGCGUCAUAUUGGAUCCAGGACUCUUAGCAAGGCCAGUAUAGGUCAAGAUAAAGGUGCACUUGUGGAUCUGUCUGGGAAAAAACAGCUGGGACUCUUGUACUUGGCUAUUAAUUCACCCAUUUCACUAAUUGAUUUUUGAAACAUACAUUUUUAUUUGCAAAGAUAUAAGCAUAGUGUCACAUUUAAAAUAUAUUCCACUUACUUAAAUAUAUCUAGAAUAAUGUCUCCACUACAGAUUUUGAUAGUUUCAUGUUUGCACAAGUGGUGCCUUACAGGGUUGCAGCAAGAGAGGUUUUUGUGCCUUGUUAUUUAUUGUCUCCCCUUCUCCCUCACCUUCUGUAUUAAAUUUGUUCUGUGGUUUUCCUUUGUAAAAACAUGUUGUAUAUUAAGCUUGUAUUAUAUCACAGUAGUGAAACAAACUUAUUGCUGACAAUAUAGGUAAGUGUUACCAAGUACUAAGUGUACUUGUUUUAAUACUUAGCUGCUCUGGUGUGCCAUGUACACUUUUCCUAUUUAUUGUUUAGAGUUUAUAGACUCAAAAGAUUAUAAUAAGCUUUUUU